AAAAAAAGGAUUUAAAGCUAAUUUCAAAGAUGGUUUUCUCAUCUCUUCCAGUGAAUCAGUUUGAUUCACAAAACUGGCAGCAGCAAGGGAACCAACAUCAGCUAGAUUGUGUCACUACUGACCAGAACCCUAAUAAUUAUUUACGGCAGCUCUCAUCACCACCGGCUUCUCAGGCUGGCUCGAGCCAAGCUAGAGUGAAUUCAAUGGUGGAACGUGCUCGGAUCGCGAAAGUCCCAUUGCCUGAAGCAGCUCUAAAUUGCCCUAGAUGUGACUCAACCAAUACAAAGUUCUGUUACUUCAAUAACUAUAGCCUUACUCAACCUCGCCACUUCUGCAAAACAUGUCGCCGCUAUUGGACACGUGGCGGUGCCCUGAGGAAUGUUCCUGUUGGGGGAGGCUUUAGGAGGAACAAGAGAAGCAAAUCCAGAUCGAAAUCUACGGUCGUGGUCUCGACUGAUAACAAUACUACUACUUCAUCACUUACUUCUCGCCCAAGUUACUCAAACCCUAGCAAGUUUCUUAGCUACGGUCAGAUCCCGGGGUUUUCUUCCAACGUACCCAUCUUGCCUCCUCUUCAAAGCCUUGGAGAUUACAAUUCAAGCAACACUGGAUUAGAUUUUGGCGGAAUUCAAAUAAGCAACGUGAUAAGUGGUAUGAGUUCUAGUGGUGGGAUCUUGGAUCCAUGGAGAAUACCUUCAUCACAACAAGCUCAGCAAUUCCCUUUCUUGAUCAACACUACCGGAUUGGUGCAAUCUUCAAAUGCGUUAUAUCCAUUACUAGAAGGUAAUGGAGGUGUUAAUCAAGGUGAUUCUCAACAAAAGAGUAGUGAUUAUUCCAAUCAGCUAAUGUCUAAGCCCUUGAUGGAUUUGGCUUCAGGCGGGGAUGGCGCCGCGCAAGCGAGAAAUGUGAAGGCGGAAGAGAAUGAUCAGGAUCGGGGUAGGGAUGGGGAAGGAGGGAAUAACUUAUCAAGAAACUUUUUGGGUAAUAUCAACAUAAACUCAGCCAGGAACGAUGAAUACACAUCAUGGGGAGGUAAUAGUUCUUGGACCGGUUUCAGCUCCAACAACUCAACAGGCCAUCUCUCAUUCUAAGUACUCAGCAGUAACUAUUCUUGAUGAUUCUUUUGUUGGUUGGGUUGUACAUUGAUCGCUUUUCAUGGGUGUUAUUACUGAGGAGAGAUCAAACCAUGCAGCUAUAUCAUAUCCAAAGGCUAAUUUUGGGCUCAAAGGAAAGGUAUGGUUAAAAAACUAUCUUUUUUAUC
Messenger RNA from Arabidopsis arenosa, 1261 nucleotides. The record is from the annotation of a GenBank genome assembly. Lineage: Eukaryota; Viridiplantae; Streptophyta; Magnoliopsida; Brassicales; Brassicaceae.